This is a messenger RNA of Mustela lutreola (European mink), 3115 nucleotides long. RefSeq names its product frizzled related protein (gene FRZB). The transcript is spliced from 6 exons. The coding region runs from base 801 to 1778 and encodes 325 amino acids. The record is from RefSeq and is a predicted model, not a curated record. Gene Ontology annotation, cellular component: cytoplasm. Gene Ontology annotation, biological process: canonical Wnt signaling pathway; non-canonical Wnt signaling pathway. NCBI's taxonomy places the organism in Eukaryota, Metazoa, Chordata, Mammalia, Carnivora, Mustelidae. Gene Ontology annotation, molecular function: Wnt-protein binding.
GCCGUGUAGGACUGUAGCAUCCUGGCUGCUUCUCGAGGCUUGCGUCCCUCUGCCUCCAACCGGCAGACCUUCUCUCCUCCGUCCCCGCUCCCCUCCCGGGAGCCGGCGUCGGAGGGCUGGGACUGCACCGGGGGGCGGAGCUGCCUCUCCGGCCAGGAGGUGGGAAAGUGGAGAGCCGCGGGUCGGAGGCACGGACCUCGCGUCGGGGCUCCUGCGGCCGGCGGGUCCUUCCAGCAGCUGCGGCAGCCCGGGCCAAGCGCUGGAUCUUUUUGCUCAGCCUACAAGACUUGAGAACUCUCAACUGCCCCCUCCUCCCGCAUUAAGAGUCUUUCCCUCUGUUUUCCUCUCCAUCCCCCGCCCCUCCCUCCGUUGGAGAAUUUCAUGCUUCUGUUAGCACCUUUUCGUAAUCCAGGGGACGUGACGGUCCAGAGCUCCAAGGGCCUCCGCUGAAUUCUACUUUUGUUUUUAUUUCUCCCUCGCUUCCUCUUGUUUUCCUCUAAUCGGAUUCAUCUGCGAAGUCUGGCGCUUCUGCCAGAGGGAGCAAGGAAUAAAUAGAUGCUGCUGCCCCAGAAGGCUUAGACGUCGGGAAAGAACAGCCUGAGCGGCAGGGGCGGCGGCGGCAGGAGGUCGGCGGAGCUCGUGGGACCCCAUUGGGGGAAUUUGAUCCAAGGAAACUGAGAUCGUCGGGGGAGGAGAAGCUCCCAGAUCAUUGUGUCCACUUGCAGGGGUAAGAGGGGACGGCGGAGCGGGCCUCUCGGCGUGCUCGGUGCUGCUCCACCCUGCCCCGUCCUCCCGGGAUCAUGGUCUGUGGCAGUCCUGGAGGGAUGCUGCUGCUGCGGGCCGGGCUGCUCGCCCUGGCUGCGCUUUGCCUGCUCUGGGUGCCCGGAGCUCGGGCUGCAGCCUGUGAGCCCGUCCGCAUCCCCCUGUGCAAGUCCCUGCCCUGGAACAUGACCAAGAUGCCCAACCACCUGCACCACAGCACCCAAGCCAACGCCAUUCUGGCCAUCGAGCAGUUCGAAGGUCUGCUGGGCACCCACUGCAGUCCGGAUCUGCUCUUCUUCCUCUGUGCCAUGUACGCGCCCAUCUGCACCAUUGACUUCCAGCACGAGCCCAUCAAGCCCUGCAAGUCCGUGUGCGAGCGGGCCCGGCAGGGCUGCGAGCCUAUCCUUAUCAAGUACCGUCACUCGUGGCCCGAGAGUCUGGCCUGCGAGGAGCUGCCUGUUUAUGACCGUGGCGUGUGCAUCUCUCCCGAGGCUAUCGUCACCGCGGACGGAGCGGAUUUUCCUAUGGAUUCUAGUAAUGGAAACUGUAGAGGAGCCAGCAGUGAACGCUGCAAAUGUAAGCCCAUUAGAGCUACACAGAAGACCUAUUUCCGAAACAAUUACAACUAUGUCAUUCGGGCUAAAGUUAAAGAAGUAAAGACCAAGUGCCAUGACGUGACUGUUGUAGUUGAGGUGAAGGAGAUUCUAAAGGCUUCUCUGGUAAACAUUCCAAGGGACACCAUUAAUCUUUAUACCAGCUCCGGCUGCCUGUGUCCUCCACUUAAUGUUAACGAGGAGUAUAUCAUCAUGGGCUAUGAAGAUGAGGAACGCUCCAGAUUACUGUUGGUGGAAGGUUCUAUUGCUGAGAAAUGGAAGGAUCGACUUGGUAAAAAAGUUAAGCGCUGGGAUAUGAAGCUCCGUCAUCUUGGACUGAAUAAAAGUGAUGCUAGCCAUAGUGAUUCCACUCAGAGUCAGAAGUCUGGCAGGAACUCCAACCCCCGGCAAGCACGCAACUAAAUCCUGAAAUGCAGAAAGAACAUCAGUGGACUUCCUAUUAAGACUUGCAUUGCUGGACCAGCAAAGGAAAAUUGCACUAUUGCACGCCAUAUUCUAUUUUUUACCACAAAAAUCAUGUGGUAACUGAUAUUACUUCUAUUUUCUCUCUUGUUUUCUGUUUUUCUCUUCCCUCCCCCCACCUCUUUUUUUGUGGUCUGAGUGCAGAUCCUUAAAUAUAUGUAUUCUGUUUCACUAAUCCUGGGAAAACUGUUCUUUGCAAUAAUAAUAAAUUAAACAUGUUGAUACCAGGGCCUCUUUGCUGGAGUAAAUGUUAAUUUGCUGUUCUGCACCCAGAUUGGGAAUGCAGUAUUGGAUGCAAAGAGAGCUUUCUGGUAUCCACAGAAAGCUAGAUAUGCCGUAAAACAGUCUGCUUAUCUAAUUGCAAUUGCCUCGUUUUCACAUGCCUUUUGGGCAUUCUCCUCACGCUUAAAAGUUCUGAAUGUUUAUAAAGGUAAAAUGGCAGUUUGAAAUCAAAUGCCACACAGGCCAGGCAAUCAAGCACCAGGAAGCAUUUAUGAGGAAACAACACACAAGAUAACUUAUUUGCAAGAUUGGCAGGAAGCAAAAUAAAUAGUUCUAGGAGCUGGGGAAAGAACAUUUCGCUUGAUUGAGAAGCACCACUGAAACCAGUGGCUGUUGGGGUGUAAACAGUAGCAUUUUUCUUUGGGCAAUGCAUUUGGUUUGUUUAUGAAUAUAUUAAUCAGCAUUAGGGAAGUGAAUUAUAACUAGACAUCUGCUGUUAUCGGUGUAGCUCUGUUAAAUUUGCUUCCCUUUAAAUAAACUCAUUGGUGUGAGUCUUUUUUUCCCCCACCUUUUAAAAUAAAUCUUGACUUGCUGCGUUGACCAGGAAAAGAAAGUAUGUAUGCAUGUGCACCGGGUGUUAUUUUUGAAAGAUACAUAGCUCUAUAAAAUGCUGUAGUUUGCAGGAUGGUAAAAUGUGUGAGGGUGUGCCUGUGUGUAUGUGCACGCGUGUGUGUGUGUGUGCACUCACACCCAAGCUGGACUGAAUUACAGGCCUGUACUUUAUCACUUGGAUUUGUGCUGUUUAAUGCUCAGUAAAAUAUGCCUAAUAAAAGGAAUUCUGGUUGUCAGGAGAACAGUUUUUCUGACUUUUGAACCACAUGCACAAUCUCACUAACCAAGCUGCAGUGUCCCCAGGGACCUUGGGGGAACAACUGAUACGUUUCCUUCUUUCCUUCUUCUAGCCAGGUUCUUCUCUUCAAUUUACAUAUUUCAUAUAAGCAGAACCAAAUUUCUAAGCUAUGGCAUACUGAAAAUAAAACAUUUAUGAAGCAAAA